AUGCUCACAACAGGUCUGAUCCUCCACACCUACCCUCUCAGUCGCAUCCUUCUUUUAUCCUCCACCCUAGCCACCUUAUCCUACACAUUAGCCAUCUUCAACCAAGCCUCUCACCCGACCAUCUUCAUCUUCAUCUUCAACACCCUCAUCACAUCUCUCACAAGCCAUCCACAGAAUGACCAAACCCACGUAGCCUUCUCUCUCUACUCUCGCAUUCUCACUCAUACCAACCUCAAACCCAAUGACCAUACAUACCCAUCUCUAUUCAAGGCUUGUAGAUCGCACCCAUGGCUCCAAUAUGGUCGAGCCUUACAUACCCAUGUCUUGAAAUUUCGUGAGCCCUCCUAUUAUCACUUUGUUCAAGCCUCAUUGCUCAAUUUUUACUCCAUAAUUGGCAAAGUGAGCAUUUCAAGGUACCUUUUUGAUCAAGUCAGUCACCCUGAUUUAGCUACAUGGAAUUCUAUAUUAUCUGCUUAUGCUCGUAAUGCUAGUGUACAUUGUGUUCACAAUGCCAUUAGUAGUGAUGAUAUUGACAAUACUGGUUUGUCAUUAGAAGUUCUGUCCUUGUUCAAUGAUAUGCAGAAGUCUCUGGUUAGGCCUAAUGAGGUUACCAUGGUAACUUUAAUCGGUGCUUGUGGUAAUUUGGGUGCAUUUGGACAAGGCACAUGGGCACAUGCUUAUGUAUUAAAGAAGAGUCUCAAAUUAAACCACUACAUAAGCACGGCUUUGAUUGAUUUCUAUGCAAAUUGUGGAUGUCUCGGACUUGCAUUUCAGUUGUUUGGUCAAUUGCCUGAUAGAGACACAUUGUGUUACAAUGCAAUGAUUAGAGGGUUUGCAAUUCAUGGUCAUGGGAACGAGGCACUUGAACUUUUCAAGAAAAUGAACCUUGAUGGGUUGCUUCCUGAUGAUGUGACAAUGGUAGUUAUAAUGUGUGCUUGCUCACAUGUUGGGUUGGUUGACCAAGCCGGGCGGCUUAAGGAGGCUGAGGAAACGGUUCGGACAAUGCCCAUGAAGCCUAAUGCAAUUUUGUGGAGGUCUUUGCUAGGGGCAGCUAGAGUUCAUGGCAAUUUAGAGAUAGGUGAACUUGCACUAUCCCACUUGACACAGUUAGAGCCAGAGAUUAGUGGGAAUUAUGUGCUUUUAUCUAAUCUGUAUGCAAGCAUGAAUAGGUGGGAUGAUGUGAAAAGGGUGUGA
Molecule: messenger RNA, 1194 nt
Organism: Ilex paraguariensis (yerba mate)
Lineage: Eukaryota; Viridiplantae; Streptophyta; Magnoliopsida; Aquifoliales; Aquifoliaceae
Source: the annotation of a GenBank genome assembly